UAAGUCUGCUGUCAAGUAAGCUGAUAAGAAUAAUACAGGAACUUACAAUGUAUUAAGGAAAACUUAAAUGAAAAAUGAACACAUGAGCAGUUAACUUAUAUAUUUAUUCACGGUUGUGUUAGAAUAGCUAAUAUGGCUGUGUACGCGGCGCACUUAACGCGAACUUUACAAGGUAACCCUUCAGUGUUCCAAGUAGCUGCUCAGGAUGCCCUCGGAGAAACAGUUAAACCAGCUUUACGGAAACUAGUGGAGUAUGUGGCAGCUGUGUAUCCAAAUAAAUGUGGGUGGUGUGAAACGUGGUAUGAUGAAUUAUUUUUAUUGCUUGACUACUGCUUGCAAUACCACUACCUCAAACAUUAUGCUGCAUCAUUCUCAGAAUGCUUCUAUGGUUUGGUCAGAGUGCCGAUCUCCCCUAGCACAGAGUUCAGUUCAGGUACACGACUGCCGCAGAACCUCGAGCGAGGGUCACUAGCACUGCUGGUGCUGUUACCAUAUGUCCGGCAAAAAGUGGAGAAAAUGGUGGAUAAGUGGAGAGAGGAUAUAGAAGACGGAAGAUUGGGUAAGAGCAAAACGGACCGAGCCCGUAAAGCGGCCGUCAGGCUCUGGAGCGUGGUGCACUUCUUGGGCGAGGCGGGCAGGCUGGCGCUGCUGGCGCGCUACCUGACGGGCGCGGGCCGCGCGCCGACGCCCGCGCUGCGCCUGCUCGGCCUCACGCUGCGGGACGCGCCCGCCGAGCGCCCCGACGACACCUGGGGCGACUUCGUGCGCGCCGUCGCGGCCGGCCGGCUCGGAUGCCGGAUAUGUAAUGUGCGGGCGUGCCGGCAGGAGCGCGGUGGUCACGUUCCCGAUGGUGUGGCGCGCGUGCAGCGCCGUCGCGCAGCACGGGGCCUUCGCCGUGCAGCUGCUGCGCUGGUGGGACGCGCGCCGCCCGCUGGCGCUGCACCACCUGCCCGCGCCGCCGCCGCCGCAGGUACCCACUCGCGCCUCACACGUGCCGCACGCGGUCCCGCGCGCGACAGUACAGAUAUGUUAAGUAAGGUUGCGUGUGCAGCGCGCGGACGCGCCGACGCUCAACGUGUGCCCCGUGUGCCGCCAGCGCUGGCGCGUGCCCACCGUGCUGCCGGUCUCCGGGUGAGUACUCGUCGCUAUGACAUCAGAGUGUCAGCCGGGCCGGUCGAUAACCCGCCUGCGCCUGUGCGCCCGCAGUUUGGUGUUCUGCUACACGUGCGCUGCGCGCGCGGUGCGGGCGGGGGGGGCGUGCCCCGUGACGCGCGCACCCGCCGCGCCCGCCACGCUGCGGCGCCUGUACCUCGACCCGUAGCCGCCGGCCGCCGCUGCGGCGCCUGUACCUCGACCCGUAGCCGCCGGCCGCCGCUGCGGCGCCUGUACCUCGACCUAAACUUACUACCCGAUCGUUGUGAGAAAGUCGUCGUCCGUCGUCACAAAAUCACACCGUAGACAACUACUUUUCCUAUCGAUUGUAGUUCCCUACAAUCGAUUGAGAUCUGUUGCAUGACUUCAACUCAAACAUACAAACAAGUGAAUUUAAAUAAAACCUGAAUUCAUUUUAAUUUAUAGAUAGAAACAUUUUCAAAGCUCUAAUUGCCGUACUAUUGAAUUUUUGAAGGCAAUAUUCCCAACUUUUCACUUAUAAGAAUUUCCAUAGAUUUACUUAUAGACUAAUGAUAGGUGACAGUGUAUUUUUGUAAAUAUUGUAUAAAAUUAGUCAUAUUUUUUUUUUUAGUUUUUUGUUAUAUAUAUAUGUAAGUGUAUUUGUAGAAAAGACGAACUAAAAAUAAAAUGUGUUCCAAGAGGGCUGUGGUCUUAAUGCUUAGUGGUUUAUAAAUGUUGGUGUUAAAUAUGACGUAAUGAAGCAUUUUUUUAUUUUAAUUCAAAUAUUACAUAACAUAUUACAUACAAAAAGUCCUUAUACACUAACUAUAUAUAUGUAAAUAAAUUACAACAAUGUAAAAAAAUGUUAAAUAAAAACCUAUUAUUUAUUA
This is a messenger RNA of Nymphalis io (European peacock), 2003 nucleotides long. RefSeq names its product peroxisome assembly protein 12 (gene Pex12). Gene Ontology annotation, molecular function: zinc ion binding; ubiquitin-protein transferase activity; protein binding. The transcript has 5 exons. Gene Ontology annotation, cellular component: peroxisomal membrane; peroxisomal importomer complex. The record is from RefSeq and is a predicted model, not a curated record. Gene Ontology annotation, biological process: protein monoubiquitination; protein import into peroxisome matrix. Lineage: Eukaryota; Metazoa; Arthropoda; Insecta; Lepidoptera; Nymphalidae. The coding region runs from base 133 to 1458 and encodes 441 amino acids.